UGGUCUGCAUGGAUGCGCCCCGAAGGGCCGCGGAGGCGAGGCUCCCUGGAAGCUGAUGUCUAAAGAGGAGCUGGAGAAGCAGUACAGCCCCAGCAGAUGGGUCGUCCGACGGGGAGCGGAGGAAGCCAUGAGGACCUACUCACAGAUAGGAAAAGAGGCCACCAAUAGGGCCCGGGCCACCCGGAGGAGCCUGCUGGAUGUCCCCUAUGGAGACGGUGAAGGGGAGAAACUGGACAUCUACUUCCCCGAAGCAGCGUGUGAAGCCUUGCCUUUCUUUAUGUUCAUCCACGGAGGAUACUGGCAGACUGGAAGUAAAGAUGAAUCGGCCUACAUGGUCGACUCGCUGACAGCGCAGGGAGUGGCCAUGGUGAUAGUGGGUUAUGACAUUGCCCCCAAAGGUACUCUGGACCGGAUGGUGGACCAGGUGACCCGGAGCACCAUGUUUGUGCAGAAGCGGUAUCCAUGCAAUGAGGGGAUCUACCUGUGCGGACACUCAGCCGGAGCCCACCUAGCCAGCUGGAUGCUCCUGGUUAACUGGACUGAGCGAGGAGUCACGCCCAACUUCAAAGGUUUUUUCCUGGUGAGUGGGGUCUAUGACCUGGAGCCCGUUGUGUACACCUCUGUGAACGACCCUCUCCACAUGACCCCGGAGGAUGCUCAGAGGAACAGCCCACAGUGGUACCUGGAGACAACGGUCACGCGGCCCGCGGAUCCAGCCUGCCCCGUGCUGGUGAUCGUGGGCCAACACGAUAGCCCCGAGUUCCACCUUCAGUCCAGGGAGUUUUAUCAGACGCUGUGCCGAGGAGGGUGGAGAGCCUCAUUCGAAGAACUCCACGACGUGGAUCACUUCGAGAUUGUCUGGAAACUAACCCAGCGGGACUAUGUGCUCACGCAGAUUAUUUUGAAAACAAUCUUCCAGGAGUUCUGAUGGCCCCUGAACCCCAGCCGGCGUGCACUCAACUUGCGAGGCUUCUGCAAAGGGCCUGGCCUAUCCACCCUCCCAGCGGCCUCCGCUUCCCAUUUGCCCACCCGCCCUGGCCAGAGCCUGUUCUUCCCAGUGCUCCGGGCAGGAAUUCAGGUCUCCACGGAGAGCCCUGGUCUGGACUGAGCAGCUCCAGGGAUAGUCCAGCCCAGGGCAACGCUGUGUGAUGCCUGGGGCCACCUCUUGCCAAGUCUGACGCCUCUGCCUGCUGAGAAAGGUGACAAAAACGACAGCGCCUGACCUUUCACACACUUACCUCCAGCUCGCCGCCCACAACCCCUUUAAAAGAAAUCAGAAAUGAAUAGUCUUUCGCAACAAGUAAAAAUUAUAUGAAAUUCAAA
Miniopterus natalensis is the source of this 1323-nucleotide messenger RNA. The record is from RefSeq and is a predicted model, not a curated record. Lineage: Eukaryota; Metazoa; Chordata; Mammalia; Chiroptera; Miniopteridae.